AAAAGGAAAAGCCCAAAAGAAGUAAAAGAAAGAACUAAAGAGCCUCUCCCCACUUCUUUCUCUCUCGCUUUACCAGCUAAACCCAUCGCUAGCUCUCAGGCUCAGCACCCGAUUAACACAACCACCCACAGAGUCCACUCCUCCAUGGCAGCACUUUCAAACAAGCUAAUCUCAAUCUUCUUUAUCAUCUCUAUUCUCGGGAAUACUACUAUUCUACCAGUGGCGGAGGGGAACUGGUGCGUGGCAAGAAGUGAUGCAACCAACCAGGCAUUGCAAACUGCUCUGGAUUAUGCCUGUGGUACUGGUGCUGACUGCAGCCCCAUACAGUCUAAUGGGCUGUGCUUCCUCCCUAACACCAUCCAAGCUCAUGCUUCUUAUGCCUUUGACAGCUACUUCCAACGCAAGGGCAUGGCCUCUGGUUCUUGUGACUUCUCUGGCACUGCCACUGUUGCCAGAACUGACCCCAGUUAUGGAUCUUGUGUGUAUCCAUCUUCUUUAAGCACUGCCGGAGGGGCAACCACAAGCACAACACCGACAUCCACAACCAACCCGAAUUCACCAACACCAUCCACCGUUACACCAGCAAAUGGUGGUGGUACUGCUGGACUGAAUCCUGGAAGUGGGAUGACUCCACCCCUACCUACUGACAAUUCUAGAGCUUCAAUUGGGUUUAUGGCAGCAACAAUCCUAAUUCCCAUUUCCCUUUUACUCGUUCUCUCAUUUACGUUCUGAUUCAUGUCAGCUGAAGCAAGAGCCACAUUGCCCUCAUCUGAAGAAAAAAUGCUUAUACAGUUUUGCUAGAAGUUGGAGUCCUCUUUUGUUGCUACCAUGUAGCUUCCCGGCAUAGUAUUUGAUCUUUCAUUUUCUGCUUUAUUGUAUUUGGAAGCUAUUCUCGGCAAGCUUCAAAUUGGCUGGUAUAGAGACUUGCUAUCAUUUAGUCGGCAAGGGGUUGUGGAUAGCUGCACUUGUAUUUUAGUUCAAUCCUUGUAGGUCCACAUAUUCAAUUCAAUUGUUCAACCUGAUUCUUGUAACUAUAUUAUUAAUGGCAAGGAGUAUGAAUGUUGCUGAAUUUAACUUAA
This is a messenger RNA of Hevea brasiliensis (rubber tree), 1079 nucleotides long. Its product is annotated as PLASMODESMATA CALLOSE-BINDING PROTEIN 3. The coding region runs from base 145 to 732 and encodes 195 amino acids. NCBI's taxonomy places the organism in Eukaryota, Viridiplantae, Streptophyta, Magnoliopsida, Malpighiales, Euphorbiaceae. The transcript has 3 exons. The record is from RefSeq and is a predicted model, not a curated record.